Drepanopeziza brunnea f. sp. 'multigermtubi' MB_m1 is the source of this 843-nucleotide messenger RNA. NCBI's taxonomy places the organism in Eukaryota, Fungi, Ascomycota, Leotiomycetes, Helotiales, Drepanopezizaceae. The record is from RefSeq and is a predicted model, not a curated record.
AUGGCAUCUGAUCGAAUUAGCACCCUUCGGCCUCGAGAUGUCUACGAAUAUGAGCCUGAUGGCCACCAUCCCAUCCAUCUAGGAGAUACAUAUGGCAGAAAUGGCCGGUAUCGUGUCAUCCACAAGCUUGGCAGUGGUUCUGAUGCCGAAGUAUCUAGCGAUAAUUGUCCAGAACUCAGGGUCAACCAGAUCCGAGAGUCUCUAGAGCAGAAUGCUGAUGAAUGCAGCGGUGCGGGCCUGUUCUUGGACCAAAUGUCUCUUGGUUUCUUUCAUGCUUCAGGAGAUGCGGACCAGGACUUAAGAGCUCUGGGGCUACAGGUCACGAAGGCUAUCACAUUUCUUUACCGCAGAGGGAUAUGCCAUGGUGGGCUUGACGGCCUCAAUGAGAUCAAGUAUUGUCGAUUCUGGGCCGUCCAGUCGUCAAUCCUGUCCUCGACGCAUCUCACGAGCAGUAUCAUGGGGAUUCGGCCCCUGACUACCUUAAAAGCUUCACUACCUUCAGAUAUAUGGGGAUUGGGAUGCACCAUUUUCGAGACCAGAACAGGUAGAACGCUCUUUUGCCCAUUUGACGAUGACGACGAGUAUUUGUUCGCCUUUAUCGAAGCACUAUGUAUGAUGACAAAAAUCGACGAGAAUGGCAUGGCUAUUCCUGUUACCAUGUCGAUACCUAAACCGGUGAAUGACGAAAAGAAUAAGUGGACAAGCACUGUGCAUCCAUCUUUUGCCGUAAACGCUCGAUCGCUGGCUAAGAUUGCGCCUGGGUUUUUGGUACAUGUCGGACUAUGGUCCCGGAACGGAUCGCCACCGAGAUAUUCCAGAGACAGAGCAGAAAGUCUUAGCUGA